UAAUGUUGUCUCCUCAGGCAGCCACAGCCACGUCUUCUGCCGAAGCUGAAAACGGUGAUCCUGUUAAAAGCUCUACUUCGGAAAAUGAGCAUGAGGAUUUUUUCGACUCAACAUUGUUUCGCUGGAUUUCGGUAUUUUUAUAUUUGGGUGGCAUAAGCAGUCUGGGCUUUGUUCUCAGCCUCUACUAUCUGUUGUUCUUCGAUUCUAGCAUUCCGGAAAUUCAUCUGCGUUUUCCAAUAUCCAUCAAUGGCGUGCCAUUACAAAAACUGCAAGAAAUUACCGACUGAAGGAGUGAAAUGAUGGUUUGGUCUAAUGAAGUGUGAACCAAUAGCUUCCCUUAUUACUUAGCCCUCCAUUACUUUUCUCUCCAUAUCCGGUGACCAUUAACUUUCGUUGAGCACUUAA
Messenger RNA from Stomoxys calcitrans (stable fly), 405 nucleotides. RefSeq lists its product as uncharacterized. The record is from RefSeq and is a predicted model, not a curated record. Lineage: Eukaryota; Metazoa; Arthropoda; Insecta; Diptera; Muscidae. The transcript is spliced from 2 exons. The coding region runs from base 3 to 287 and encodes 94 amino acids.